CCGGCUUCCGCUGCCUCGGUCCUCCAAAUUCAGUCUCCUUUGGACAGAUGAUCGGCCUCCUCCCAGAUCCCCCAGGUGGGGGCAAAGAUGAAGCCCAGGGGCAGAGCCAAGCCUGGUCCUGAGGAAGGCAGGGCAGUUCCCUCUCUGCCUGUGAGACGAGAGCCUCCCAAGCAGGGACCCUCCCCCCUCUCCUUCCCCAAUGCAGGCCCUGAACCCUGGUGCCCCCCCAGCCAGCUGGCCCCCUGGGCUGGCAGGGCUGCGGGCAUCCCCAUUCCCUCACCCUGCCCUGCACUUUCUGCACAGCCUGGCCAGGGUUCUGCUCUUCCCUGCCUACUGGGCGCUGGACAGGCUUCUGGUCUGCUGUGUGCCCACUCCCCGCACUCCAUUCCCAAGGGGGCUGGGUCAUUUCCUGGGCACGCUGCUAGGAGCUUUAGCUGCCCUGUUGCUGAUGCUAGCAGCUCUACCCCUGCUCCUCCUGGGCCUGCUGCUCUGGUUACCUCUGCAGUGCUGUCGACGCCCUUUCUGCUACCAGCCACCUCCUGGGAACUGGACACCCCCCUCACCCUGGUGUCCCACAUCAGAUCCCAACCGAAGCUUUGGUUUUCUCAGUGCCAACCUCUGCUUGCUGCCUGAUGGUCUUGCCCGAUUCAGCAACCUGCAGCACAGCCAGAAACGGGCAGAGCGGGUGGUCACUGCCCUACUGGGGGGAACCAAAGGGCCAAGCUAUGGGGCUAUGGGUUCCAGUCCACCCCAAGCUGAUUCCCUGGUAGGGGAGUUGGUAUCAGCCCUGCCAGGUAGCCUGGACUUUGUGUGCCUUCAGGAAACAUUUGAUGUACGGGCAGCAAGCAAGUUGGCCCGGCACCUGGCACCUACCCUAGGCGCUGUGAUAUAUGAUGUGGGGACCACUGGCUUCCAUCCAGGGCCUCAGCUCAAGCUACUGGGUAGUGGGCUCUUGCUGGUCUCCCGAUACCCCGUGCUGAGUGUCCGCUUCUUGCCCUUCCCUAAUGGCCGGAGGGAGGAUGCACUUGCCUCCAAGGGAUUACUCUCAGUUCAGGUGCAGCUGGGCAUGCUGGACAGUCGGAGGAUUAUGGGCUACCUGCACUGUACCCAUCUGCACGCCCCUGAGGAGGAUUGGGCCAUUCGCUGUGAGCAACUUUCACUCCUGCUGAGCUGGGCCGAGCAAUUCGAAGCACAGAGUAAGAAGGAUGAUGAUGCUGUCGCCUUCAGUGUGCUUAUGGGUGACCUCAAUUUUGACAACUCUUCCCCAGAUGAUGCCCAGGAACAAGAGCAUGACCUGUUCAACCACUUCACAGAUCCUUGUAGGUUGGGGCCAGGCCAGGAGCAGCCCUGGGCCAUAGGAACCCUGCUGAGUGCCCCAACGCUGCACUUCCCAGUGGCCUGCUCUUCUGAGAAGCUGAAAAGCGCUCUGGAGCAGGAGGAUGGGAGAAGUGUGUACCUUGCAGGUCCUCCCACUGGGACCCUUUCCUCUGGGUCCUGGCAGGGCAGAAGAAUAGACUACAUCUUAUACCGGAGGGAGCCUGAUACCCUUCUCAUCCCAGCCCUAGAACGAGUGACUUUUAGCACAUGCCUGGCUGGCCUCACGGACCAUCUGGCUGUAGGCCUGCGACUCCGGGUGACCACGGAGCCCAGGACUAACCCUGAAAGACCAACAGACUGAACAGUGAAAGCAGCAAACUGUGACCAUGGCUCCUCCCCGGCCCCACCUCUCUGGUACAGGGGCAACUUCAGGGAUCUUUAUUGUUGCCCCGUCAGGGUGCUCCCCACCCCAUCCCAUCUUUCACACACCCUCCUGUGCCUGUCGGUACUCGUAAACGCUGCCUCGUUCAGGAAAGCAGGUGGAAUGGGGUGGGGAUCCAGGGGCAGGGGCUGGCUCCUCAGGGUCCCCAUACCCACCUCCGCCCGGUGUCUUCAGGCAGAAGACAUCCUGAAGUGAUACAGAAAAAAAAAAAAAAGACUGAGCCUAGGGGAGAGAGGAUGAACCUCCCUUCCCACCUUUUCCUCCAGUUUUAUUCUGGAGGCUCCUUUUUAUACUCCCCUUUCCCUAAUGGAGCCAAAUUAAAUAACAAACACCAGCAA
Messenger RNA from Dromiciops gliroides (monito del monte), 2097 nucleotides. RefSeq names its product sphingomyelin phosphodiesterase 5-like. The coding region runs from base 200 to 1678 and encodes 492 amino acids. The record is from RefSeq and is a predicted model, not a curated record. Gene Ontology annotation, molecular function: sphingomyelin phosphodiesterase activity. Gene Ontology annotation, cellular component: cytoplasm; extracellular region. The transcript is spliced from 8 exons. Gene Ontology annotation, biological process: sphingomyelin metabolic process. Lineage: Eukaryota; Metazoa; Chordata; Mammalia; Microbiotheria; Microbiotheriidae.